UAGUCUGAUAAGACUCCUAAACACUUAUUUUAUAUUGUGUAGAACAAGAUUUGUUGCCAGAUUUAACGUAAGUUAAUCUGUGAUCCUACCCAACCGAAAGGGGGUGGAUUCAAAUUAAAUUGCUUAAAAUCCCUUAAAGAAAGGUGAAUCAUAAGCUAAUUUGCUAGUAAAUCCUUAAAAAGGUAAGCUUUGCGCCAAACUGCUUAUAAAUCCUCCAAGACAGGUAAAGCAUGCGCUAAAAUAGCUAAUAAAUCCUAAAACAAGGUGUAGCAUUUUUAACACUGAAAGAAAGUGUUUCUUUGAUAUCACAGAAAAGGGUGAAUCAUAAGCUAAAUUGCUUGUAAGUCCUUAAAAGGUAAGCUUUGCGCCAAACUGCUUAUAAAUCCUCAGAGACAGGUAAAGCAUGCGCUAAAAUAGCUGGUAAAUCCUAAACAAGGUGUAGCAUUUCUAACACUGAAAGAAAAGUGUUUCUUUGAUAUCACAGGUUUAAAGAUAACCAGUGACCCGUUUCUACACACAUAAAAAUAAGUCCUUACAAUAUGUAUAUGUAAAUAUACAAAUAUAGUGGGUACUGACUGGAUUGUGUUCUUUUGAAAUUUCUUCAUAACUUGUGUUUUUGUGCCAUCAGCUGAAAAUGGAUCCAAGCAUCCUCAAUUCUGGGCACAUAAUUGACUCCAUAGGAAUAGAGAAACAGAAACAAAUUGUUGCAAAGCUUAUCCACUUAUCUUCAGAAAAGCAGGAUAACCUAAACAAUUCUAACCUCAGCCUAUGUGAAGAAAAGAUUCAAGAAUUAAUGAACUUAAUUCAAAACCCAAAUGGAAACUUUCUGAUAACAGAUGUACUCUGUGAGCUCACGCUUCUUUAUCAGCUUAAAUACCAAAUAAAAGCUAAACAGUACUCUGAGUUAGAAGCCAAAUAUCAGAUGAUCUGCCACAGAGUAAGUGCUGCAAACAUUUUAUUGUCAGGAGCUGACAAGAUCAAAGACCCAUGUGGCCAGACUGACCAUGCCUCAGAACAAAUGGUGACCCCCCUCUCUGAGGACCUAUGCAAUAAACAAAGCAAGCAGACUUUGAAUCAGCAGGAGGUCACCCCAGUCAAAAGGAGAACAGUUCCUGAAGCAGAUACAAAGUCUCUAAACUCGGAGUUAACAAUAAAUAGAUCUGAAGAUGUUCAAAGUCAAAGUAGUGUCGCAGACAGAGAGAAACAAGUAGAUCACUUGGUAAACUCAAGCAGUUUAAAACUUUGCAAAGGACAGCCAUGCAAACCAAUCUCUGUCUCACUCUCCGCUGACCGAGCACCAAGUGCCAAAGUUCACACCUUGAAAAACUCUGAGGAGAACCAGUCUCCCUUGUGUCAUCAAAGGUUAGCUCAAAACCCCCCACCACUUAAUGAGCAGAACCAACUUCCUGACGGGCCAGGUCCACCGAGUGACCAUAGAAUUCAACAAAUUGAAUCCUUGGCCAAAGACAUUGAUAUUUUUGACCCAGAAAAUCAACACUCCAACAUAGCUGAUUAUCUGCAAGAAGUUGAGCACUGUCUAAAAGACUUGCCAUUUCCUUCUUCACAACUUGAGAAAUGAUGAAGGUUGAACAACAGCAUCAUGAAGGUGUUAGGAAAUUUUGUUUGGAAUGUAUAUAUUUGUGUAUCAGGGUCAGACUUUCCUGCCAGACCUGCUUCAACCAGAUGCAAAACCUCUGGAGAAAAUGAACUGUUUUAUGAUGAGAUAGGGUCAGCUUCUGCCAGACCUGCAACAAAUCCUCCAGGGACAAACACUU
Messenger RNA from Cyprinodon tularosa, 1775 nucleotides. RefSeq lists its product as uncharacterized. Lineage: Eukaryota; Metazoa; Chordata; Actinopteri; Cyprinodontiformes; Cyprinodontidae. The record is from RefSeq and is a predicted model, not a curated record. The transcript is spliced from 2 exons. Bases 635 to 1579 code for a protein of 314 amino acids.